Exophiala aquamarina CBS 119918 is the source of this 1950-nucleotide messenger RNA. RefSeq lists its product as uncharacterized. The record is from RefSeq and is a predicted model, not a curated record. The coding region runs from base 1 to 1950 and encodes 649 amino acids. The transcript has a single exon. Gene Ontology annotation, molecular function: FAD binding. Lineage: Eukaryota; Fungi; Ascomycota; Eurotiomycetes; Chaetothyriales; Herpotrichiellaceae.
AUGGCUAGUCGAAGUACUAGUCGAAUAUACCCAGUAGCCGUCGUCGGAGGGGGUCCGGUCGGCCUGGCGUCAUCAAUUCUGCUCUCGCUAUGCAAUAUUCCUCACGUGCUAUUCGAAAGAUAUCCAUCGACGUCAAUCCAUCCGAAGGCGUGCGGCUAUAAUCACCGAACCAUUGAGAUCUUCCGUCAGCUGGGGAUCGAGAACGAGGUCAUCAAGCAGCGUUCUCCGAAGGCUCUGGACGGCCAUACUGCUUGGUACACCAGCUUUGGGCCGAAUGGAAGACAGAUUGUGCAGCGCUCUGCUUGGGGCGGUGGUGAAUAUGCAGAGGAAUAUGCCAGUGUCUCGCCUUGCGAGUAUGCAGUCCUGCCGCAGAUCAGGCUGGAGCCGAUUUUGCAGAAGAGGGCUCUGGAGCUCAAUUCAGAUGGAAUAUUUUAUGAUACAGAGGUGAUGAAGGUCGAGGAGGCUGGGAAUGUUGUCUCGAUUACAGUGAAUGGCAGUGGAAGGGGAGACCCUGAGAUCUUCCAAGCAAGCUACUGUAUUGGUGCAGAUGGGGGACGUGGUUUGACAGACAGUCUCGGCAUAGGGUGGGAAGGUGAGCGAGAUAUCAUCGACAUGGUCUCAGCACACAUUCGGGCCCCGCUCUCCCUUCACCACCCUGAUGUCCGGAACUUCAUCACCUGGUUCAUCGAUCCAAAACUAGGCGGAAGCAUCGAUACUGGCUAUCUGUACCACCUCGGACCUUACCCAAUGGCACCCGAGACGGAAGAGUGGCUAUUCGCAUGUGCCCUCAACCCCACAGAUCCCAAGAGAUUCGACGAGUCUGCCAUGUUGAAACGUCUUCAUGAUACCCUCCAAAUCCCGGAUCUCCAAGUCGACCUCAUCUCUACCAGUCACUGGUACGUCAACGCUCUGUGCGCAAAACAGUAUCGAAGUAAGACUACGUCAGGGAAGGUGUUUCUGGUAGGUGAUGCGGCACAUCGUAUCCCGCCCUGGGGUGCAUUGGGUCUCAACACCGGUAUCCAGGAUGCGCAUAACCUGGUGUGGAAGCUAAAUAUCGCGCUCAAGGGCAGCCAAGGGACAGAUUCACAAACGAAACUUCCAGACUUCAACCACCUGCUUGAUACCUACGACAGCGAGCGUCGACCGAUCGGCCAGCGCGUGCGCGACACCUCGCUGCACAAUCUCCGCUCGCAUGCACUCGUCAUGGACACCGCUCUCGGAAUAUCACCGGAGCAGAGCAAAGAGGAGAAUAUCAAGGCCAUAGACUCGUUCUUCGAUGCCACGGAUACGGGCGAGGGCGACGCGCGCCGCAAGGCCGUGGACACCGCGCAGCUGAUCCUCGAUGGCGAAUUCCACGCCUUGGGCGCUGAAAUCGGCUGGUUCUACCCUGACGUGGAUGUCGAUGGCGAAGGGGCCGCUACUCGCCAUGAUGGACAGUUGAAUGAGAAGGAGGAGCUGGAUACGCUCGAGUACCAUCCUUCGACGAUCCCGGGGCAUCAUCUGCCUCAUCUUUGGCUCGAGAGAAAAGGUGAAGACGCGGGACCCAGGAACAGUAGAGCCAUCUCAGUCUCCACGAGGGAUUUGAUCCGCUAUGGCGGUUUCGUCCUGUUCACGUCGAGACCGGAUCUGUGGCGUCGAGCCGCUGCGGUAGUUGGUGGUUACUGGGGUGAUAGUGGCGUAGCCCGCUUGCUCCAUGUGGUCGGAAUACAGUCAGAAUCAGAUGGCGAGGCCGGUCAAGUGGCACCGUCAUCCGAGGUGCAACCCAAUACCGCUGAAGUCUGGAAUGACGUAGCAGGCAAAUGGCCCUCUCUUCGCGGCGUCCGCACCUCAGGCGCCGUCCUUGUCCGCCCCGACGGCAUCGUCGCCUGGAGAGCCAUGGAGUUCGAUGAAGCCAAACACAGUGUGCCUGGGUUCUUGGGCGGUAUUGUGGCGAGCGCGUUGCAGCUUUGA